AUUUGACGUUAGAAAAGCUAUUAGAUCACAAGGUGAUUCGUACGAUCAGCUGAGCGCGUACAGGGCGAUUCGGAAAGGGAGACGCAUUUGAAAUUAAAAUAUUGAAACUACCAAAUUACAUUUUCGUCCAAUAACAUAAUCACUCAUUUUAGCGAGGAAGUGAAGGCAGAAGAGCCGUUAAAGUGAGUUAAAUCACUCAUUCUUAUUUUAGAAUUUUAAAAAUUAUUAGUGAUUCAUUCUAUUAUGAUAAAGGGUUUUCCAUGGGUUUUAAUCAUAAUUUUGGGACUCUUCUCAUAAUUACCGCUCCUUUUUGAACAGGUUUGGAAUCCAAUAGGAAUGUACAAUGUGUCUUUUCGAGUCAUCGAGAAUCAUUGAGUGGAAUCGCGAAAAAAGUAAUAAAAACUCGUCGAGCUAGUCACGAAUCUUACUUCUUACAUACUAGUCUAGUUUAAGGUUGGUAGAUACAGGAUUCGGAAGAUUCAAUCCCUAGAUGAGAUUCGAAUCGUCUCCGAUUAGACGUAAUCGAAAUCGGACUGAAUCACAUCUGGGGAUUUCGAUUGGGAUUCAAAAUAAGAUUUGAACGUGAUUCGUGUUAGUAGUGAAUUAAUGAUCUCAAUAAUCAGUAAAUAAUUUCAGCUGAAAUCAGUCUGAGGAUAAACAUUCAUUAUCACUUCUUCUUCUUCUUCUAUUUGGCGUAACGUCCUACGCAGCCGGUUAGUCAAUCCUUGGCUACGGAGGAAAGGUCCAUUCUACACUUGAACCCAUGACGGGCAUGUUAUUGAGUCGUUCGAGUUGACAACUGUACCACGGGACCACCCGUUUAUCACUAUCACUAUUAAUUAAUUAUAAUGUGCUUUUGUAGCGAUCAGCCUACCGUGUUUUGUUUCUCUGGAUGCCAUAAGAACCCAUUCGGUUAUCAGGAUAGAACAACAACUUGUACCUUAAAUAAUCAUUACGUACACCUAAUCAACCUGUGCAUCAAGGAGUUUCCGCGAAAGCGAAAAUCCGAUUGUCCGAUGUUGUCUUGGUUCCACCCGAUUCGUUACUGGUUCUGCAAAAUCGUCCAAUAAUACGGGAAUGUCCUUAUCGAUGCUUGAAUCAACAUCACAUUGUUUGCAUUUCGUUUUUUGCGUGCAAAUAUGUUAUUUGCAAAGAAAGCAACAAGGUAAUUUGCUUAAGAGUAAAUACAAUUCACUGUCCAUUUUUUGUCCACCAGUGUGCCAGAACCCGUGCCUUUUAGUCCUUCGAAUACAUCCAACCAGUCAGCAAGCAAGUGCAUCAUGGUGCUACCGAAGCUGUCCGAACCGUACGCCGUGAUGCCGCUUCUACUACGCCUGCAGCGUUUCGUUGGGCUGUGGGGUGAACGACGCUAUCGCUACAAGUUCCGGUUGGCAUUUUUAAGCUUCUGUCUGCUAGUAGUUAUUCCGAAGGUUGCCUUCGGCUAUCCAGAUUUAGAGACAAUGGUUCGCGGAACAGCUGAGCUGAUUUUCGAAUGGAACGUACUGUUUGGGAUGUUGCUGUUUUCUCUCAAGCUAGACGACUAUGAUGAUCUGGUGUACCGGUACAAGGACAUAUCAAAGAUUGCUUUCCGCAAGGACGUUCCCUCGCAGAUGGGCGACUAUCUGGUACGCAUCAAUCAUCGUAUCGAUCGGUUUUCCAAGAUCUACUGCUGCAGCCAUCUGUGUUUGGCCAUCUUCUACUGGGUGGCGCCUUCGUCCAGCACCUACCUAGCGUACCUGCGAGCACGGAACAGAUCCGUCCCGGUCGAGCAUGUGCUACAUCUGGAAGAGGAGCUGUACUGGUUUCACACCCGCGUCUCGCUGGUAGAUUACUCCAUAUUCACCGCCAUCAUGCUGCCUACAAUCUUUAUGUUAGCGUACUUCGGUGGACUAAAGCUGCUGACCAUCUUCAGCAACGUGAAGUACUGUUCGGCAAUGCUCAGGCUUGUGGCGAUGAGAAUCCAGUUUAUGGACCGAUUGGACGAGCGCGAAGCGGAAAAGGAACUGAUCAAAAUCAUCGUCAUGCAUCAGAAGGCGCUAAAAUGUGUGGAGCUGUUGGAAAUCAUCUUUCGGUGGGUUUUUCUGGGACAGUUCAUACAGUGCGUAAUGAUCUGGUGCAGCUUAGUUCUGUACGUCGCCGUUACGGGUCUUAGCACAAAAGCGGCAAAUGUGGGUGUACUGUUUAUACUGCUAACAGUGGAAACCUACGGAUUCUGCUACUUUGGCAGUGAUCUUACAUCGGAGAGCUUAAGCGUAGCACGUGCAGCGUACGGUAGCCUCUGGUAUCGCCGUUCGGUUUCGAUUCAACGGAAGCUUCGAAUGGUACUGCAGCGUGCCCAGAAACCGGUCGGCAUCUCGGCUGGCAAGUUUUGCUUCGUCGACAUUGAGCAGUUUGGCAAUGUAUGGGGAGACCUUCCACUGUGGCAAGAAAGAUUUUCUUUAUUAAUGCAUCUUUUAAUUUACAGAUGGCAAAAACAUCAUACUCGUUCUACAUCGUACUGAAGGAUCAAUUUUAAAGGGGAACUCCCCCGUCGGACCAGACGACGGAAAGCUAACGAUGUGCAAUUGAAUAGUCAUUAGUAGCGUUUUUGCUCGCAAACGAACUAACCCUUUGACUUUUUAAGUUCACUACGGUGAGGACAAAAAUCAAUAAAUUAA
Messenger RNA from Anopheles coluzzii, 2657 nucleotides. Its product is annotated as odorant receptor 49b-like. Gene Ontology annotation, biological process: detection of chemical stimulus involved in sensory perception of smell; sensory perception of smell. The record is from RefSeq and is a predicted model, not a curated record. Gene Ontology annotation, cellular component: plasma membrane. NCBI's taxonomy places the organism in Eukaryota, Metazoa, Arthropoda, Insecta, Diptera, Culicidae. The transcript is spliced from 5 exons. The coding region runs from base 1281 to 2501 and encodes 406 amino acids. Gene Ontology annotation, molecular function: odorant binding; olfactory receptor activity.